This is a messenger RNA of Lampris incognitus (smalleye Pacific opah), 1427 nucleotides long. It is a transcript of the gene mrpl55, whose product is annotated as mitochondrial ribosomal protein L55. The record is from RefSeq and is a predicted model, not a curated record. Lineage: Eukaryota; Metazoa; Chordata; Actinopteri; Lampriformes; Lampridae. Gene Ontology annotation, cellular component: mitochondrial large ribosomal subunit. Gene Ontology annotation, molecular function: structural constituent of ribosome. The transcript has 3 exons. The coding region runs from base 170 to 619 and encodes 149 amino acids. Gene Ontology annotation, biological process: translation.
CCGACACUAGUGGCUGUCGAGUUGUUGCACGCUUUCUUUCCCAGGGUAGUGGUGAAGCUAGCAAGCUAGCUACCUUCACACCGGCUCUAGAUGACCACCAACAGAACGAAGGUCGCUGCACACUGCUCGCAAAGUUGUUGUUAGCGGAGCAUAAACUGGCUGGAGGAGGAUGGAAACGAUGGAACAACAGGAAAACAAGUAUGUCCGUAAUGUUGUCAGUGGGACAGGGUUGCUUCCUGUCUCGUCUCUCCACGGCUGCAGUGUCCAUCCUGUGGCUCCAGUCUCACACACCUCCUGCCUGGUGCCCACUUCACCGCUGCACACACACACACCUCGGCUGAACUCCAACAAGACAUCCAUCGUCCGCUGUAGCAGGCGGAAGUACGAGAGACUCUACCCUGUUCUUCUUGUCAAGCCUAAUGGAGCCGCUGUGAAUAUCCGGUACAAAGAACCAAGACAGAUACUUCUGAUGCCGGUAGACUUCUCUACUCUGUCUGAGGAGGACCGCAAAGCUCGUCUAAAGAGGAGAGACGUGAAAAAGACGGUGACGCAGCCUGAGGUCCACUACGAUGAUGACUUCAAGGCUGAUGACUACAGCCAGUUCUGGAUGAAGAAGUAACGUCACGAUACUGAGAGACUGGCGCUACGCCCUAUGUGUGGAGGAAACACAAAGUCGCACUGGUGUUAUCUACAGUAGACACCAUCUUAAUUUUCAUCUUCAUUUCAAAACGUCAGGUAGAAUCUUUGAGGAGAGAAAAAAGAAGGGUCACUGUCCAUUAUGUUUAUUUCUACAUCUUUAACAAGUAUAGAGAAACCAUCCCUACCAUCUUGUUUCUGUGCCAAGUACAGCCACGUGGAAGACUACUGGACAUCAACAAUAUAACUUAUUGUUUUAGAGACAGCUCAGAGGAUUUAUAUCUUACCUGCAUUUACUCUUGUACAAAUUCCAGUGAGCCGUCUUGGAAGAGGAAAUGACCAACAUAGUCUGGAGUGGCUGACGUGCAGUUACAUCUGAUAUCUUUACAUAUGUUGCACUAAGCAUCCAUUUUAUUAUCAUCAACUUGGCUUCCUGUCGUGCUGUUAAGAGGAACUUCUUUAAUUAAAAGUGCAGUUGGACAACAUUGAGCUAAUUCUUUCAUGGUGUCAGCUGACAUGUAUUGAGAAACUGCUUGUCUUGGUUGCCAUAUGUUUGAGAAGAUAAAGACUAGCAGCAGUAUGGGGGAUCUUUGUGGACAGUACAGGACUUGUCAGAAACCACAUGCAGGUUUAAUUUGGACUUCAACCCUGCUGCCCUUGAAGUGCACCGCCAACACUUCACUUGGUAGGAUUGGUAGUAAAUCACUGGAGUAACGCCACGGCUUAUUGUCUUGUCACACAUUUCAUGGCAGUCAACCAUGUGACCAUUAAAGAUGGUUUACUCUAAACAA